Molecule: messenger RNA, 766 nt
Organism: Brassica napus (rape)
Lineage: Eukaryota; Viridiplantae; Streptophyta; Magnoliopsida; Brassicales; Brassicaceae
Exons: 2
Coding region: 37-420 (127 amino acids)
Source: RefSeq, a predicted model, not a curated record
CUUAAUUAUGUGCUAAUAAUUUGAUUUCUGUCACAGAUGGAUCCGGCAGAGGAGAGAAGACGUUCAAAGAGGCAACAUGAUCACAUAAACAUGCUAGGGUUCGUCAGCGAUUCAGAGUACGGGAUUCCCAAAAGGUGUCCAUGUGGUGGGAGAAUCAUCGAUGAGGUUCGCCGGAAGGACGACUACGACACUCUUCCGGGGAAGCGGUUCUUCACAUGCAAGAACUACGAGGCUGAUGGAUUCCACUAUCGUCAGCCUUGGGUGAUAGGUGUGCAGGAGGAGAUCGAAAGGUUGACUAAGCGGGUGGAGGAGGCUGAAGAAGUGAUGUUGGGGUCGUCGAAUAUCUGUAAACUGAUCGACAGACUGGAGGUUAGUGACAACACAUUUUCAAUACUUGUGUGGUAUGUUUUGCGUGACUAACACUUUUUGUUUGAUGUUUACAUGUCCAGGAUCAGGUUAAAAUGCUCUCUGAGCAGGUAGAUGACCUCACCGUGCAGGUUGCUACGUUGGAGAAGGUCUGCUUCGAAUGAAACCGAAGGUAAGACUCAACCCCACUUUAGAUGUAGUUCAAAAAUGGCUGUUACAAAUUGUUGAUUGGUAUAACCAGUUUAGCUAUUUAAUAAGUAAUUUAAUACAAAGCUAACCGGUUUUGAAAGUUAACUAAAAGUUAUAAAAGCUUAAAAGAUAACUACAACAAUAACUACAACUCCACCUAGAACUCUAACUACAACUUUUAAAAAUCUAUAAUUAAUUUUUUGUUGGUUGU